AUGGCGGGAGCAGCUACUGGCGAUCAUGGCGCUAGCCAAUUACUUCAAGACCUGAACAAGAGAGAACGAAAGCGGCAGCAGAAUCGUACCGCGCAGCGCACGUACAGACGCAACCAAAAACACCGAAUUCAGGCUCUUGAGGCAGCCGUUGCACAGUCUGUCGAGGGGCUGACGCCCCCACGAGAGGCCAUGCUUCUGGACGACAUACUCCACGAGCAGGAGCCCACAGCCGCUCCCGGCGAUAACCAAAUCUGGGCCAUCGACCCUGUCCUGACGGACAGCUCGCCCCCGCUAUUAGCGGACAUGGCCCGCACAGCGCUUCACCGCGCGGUGUGCAGUGGCAACGAGUCAAUGGUUCGCCUUCUGUUGGAGCGAGGGGCGGACGUUGCGAAGCAGGACGGCAACGGGAGCACCGCCCUUCAUCUUGCAGCUGAGAGCGGAAGCGGAGAACUUUUGCAGCUCUUGCUUGAGAAGUCCGCCGACCCCAAUGCUACGGACUACCUAGGCCGUACCGCCCUAUUCGCCGCGGUUUUGGGAGAGAACGAGACGACGACCGAGCUGCUUUUAAAGUCACUAACAAUUGACGUGAAUGCGAAGGACUCGAUGGGCAACGUUGCGCUUCAUAUGGCUGUCGAAUGCGGGUCUGAGCCCCUGGCUCUUCUUCUGCUUGCACACGGUGCCGACAUCAAUGCUUAA
This is a messenger RNA of Colletotrichum orchidophilum, 696 nucleotides long. RefSeq lists its product as uncharacterized. The coding region runs from base 1 to 696 and encodes 231 amino acids. Gene Ontology annotation, molecular function: DNA-binding transcription factor activity; protein binding. The record is from RefSeq and is a predicted model, not a curated record. The transcript has 2 exons. Lineage: Eukaryota; Fungi; Ascomycota; Sordariomycetes; Glomerellales; Glomerellaceae. Gene Ontology annotation, biological process: regulation of DNA-templated transcription. Gene Ontology annotation, cellular component: nucleus.